Messenger RNA from Dimorphilus gyrociliatus, 1421 nucleotides. The record is from the annotation of a GenBank genome assembly. Lineage: Eukaryota; Metazoa; Annelida; Polychaeta; Dinophilidae.
UGAUUAUCUAUGUAAUUUUGUCUGUUUUUUUUAUACUUUAACUGACAAAUUCUAUAUAAAUAAUUUAGUAGAAUUUAACCUUUAUUUCUUCUCAUUGCAUAUAAAUUUUAGUUCUCAGCAAUUAUUACAUUAAAUACAACUGUUAACUAGAUCUUAAAGUUUCUGGUCGGCAACAUCAAAUAUUAUUUGAAACAGUCUUAGAAAAGUUAAUUAAGUUCCAUCUUACUCCGCCUUCUCCAUGUAACUAGCAUGCUGCCUCCCAGUUACAUUGUACAUAAUGCUCGAUUGUACAAUGCAGAGAUUUUGCGACAGCAAAAGUGGGAGUGGCACCUAAAAAUGUCGGGACAGAUUGCAGUAGCAGACGGCACAUGUUCUGUUCGGAAGACAAAUUGGUGAGAAUUGAUUGCCCAGAGUAUUAAAAUAUAUAGACCGCAAAAGAUUAUCUCCGGAGAUUAGCUCUUGGGAUUAUCGCGGUUGUGUACGAUAGUAAACAAAACAAAUAAUUACAACAAUAUACAUAAUUAACAACUCUUUUAAAAAGAGAACAACAAAGAAAAACUUGACAGAUGCGUAGUUACGCCAAACGCGGCUUUGAACUUGUUCAAGAAGCGUUCAGGGUCGAACGCGCUUUUGAUUUCGCCCUCGCGGCUAAAAGUUUCCCCUAUAUGCUUCCUUUCGUCGUCUUACUUCAUAAUUUUCUUCUUUUCUUCUGUAAAGGUAUGGUUCCAAAAUCGAAGAGCUAAGUAUAGAAAACAAGAGAAGCAACUCGCUAAACAAUUACACUCUGCUGCUGCCCCUAUGAUUCCAUCUUGUGCAAAUGGUAUGAUGGCUCGCAACAUGAAUUUAUACCCUCCGACAAAUAGGCCCAGUGCUGCCUACCCUUACCACGGGGCUCAAAUGGCGACGAACAGGUACCCUCAGGUGAAUUAUCAAUUUGGGGCGGCUUCAACUGGAAUGGCGGCUUGUAGUGCAUCAGCCACAGCAAUGACUGCGCCACCGACUAGCGUUAGUCCCGGUGCGGCUAUGGCUAGGCAAAUGCAGCAGUUUAGUAUGCCGGCUGAGUUCAACGUCAACUUGGAAUCGCACGAAGAGGAUUGGUAUAACAAAUCUUUAACGGCUUUACGGAUGAAUAAUGCUCAUUCCAGUUUUACUAAUGCCAUGCUGCAGUAUCAAACUUAGACUGCUUAUGCUAUAUUUUUAUCAAGAAAAAAGUUUCAAGCUUUAAACUAUAGAUUAAAUUUGGUGUUUGGUUUUGACAGAAAAUGUAAGUGUACAACGUAUGUAUAAUCGGUGCUUUCGUGCUCUUACACAUAUAUCACAAAAAGAUAUGUAUAUACAGAGAAAAAAAUACAUGUAAAUCCAAAUAUUCUUAUAUUAAAUAUAUAAAAACUAUAUAAGAACAUUUGUUUAUAUAUAACAAA